AUGGCACUGUGGGAGGUUGUUGGCGGUGUUGGUAAUGGCGGCGUCUUGGUGCGUUCGGGUCCAGCACUUUCGGACGAACUUUGCGACACACGGCUCACCACUGGUGCCGUGGUCAAGGAGAUCGACAGCAUGGAUGGACGCCUUUGCUACGAGCUUGUACGUGGUGAGGGCCCUGCCACGGGCUGGGUUACUAUGAAGCUGCGUGGCAAGGAUCUCCUUGUGAAGGCUGACGACUCGGAAUCAAACCGUGCUCAGCGCCGUGGAAGAUUCUCAGAGUGGGCAUCGCAGAAGUCAGAGGUUGCCGUGGUUGAGGAGGCUUCGACUGGAAGCGAAGUGGAGAUGCCAGCUGUAAUCACCAGCGAGUCCGAGGACAACACGGAGAACACUCCCAUCCCGGCCCAGGCCGGCAAGGAGCCAAACGAGGAUGAGCGCGAAGCUUUCCGUCUUUACACCGAGAAAUUUGGGGAAUGCCGUGACGGCUCCAACCCAGGCUACAGCCGAAAGGCCUUCCCGUGGUUCACAGGAAAGGCGCCGCAGGGUGAGAAAGUGUCCGCGGAGUCGCUGCAAGCAGCGCUAAGCUACCGACCAACCAAGAAGCGCCUGACGAAGGUCAACCUCACAGAGGUGGACUCCGAUCGGGAGGAGAUCCCACUCUGCACCCGGUGCUCGAUGCCCGUGGGCGAGUUUGCAUACCAGGGCCGUGAGGGCAAAGACACCUGUGUCCACACCGAGUGCAUGGCACAGGUCCUCAUGAAGGAGGCCCAGCGUGAAGAUGAACAUCGUACAACUAGGGAAAACAACAAGAAGCUCAAAAAUCGCAGGGAGUACAACAUCGGCUGGCGCAUGGACAGCGUCCCGACGAAUGCGAGCCUGGCGGCGCGCAUGGGCUGCCACCCCGCACCUCAGGGGCUUUGCUGCCUGGUCCUGGAUGAGGCUUCGAAGACAGUGCGUGUCGCUGCGACGCUGGAGCCGUCGGCCUCGGUGAACCUGGAGUACCUUCUGUUGGCCCUCAAGGUGAGGAAGUCUGCCUCCCGUGAGCCCCUCUUCUCGCUGGAUCCCAUCGACCCGAAGAACUUGGAGAACUCACCCCAGAAGAAGGUUUUCGAGCCUUCCUGGCUGGCCGGCACCAGCGCCGGCGAUGUCAUGUUCCAAGCCGACUACUUUCUGAAGGAGCUCGCUCUGGGCGAGUACUCGAUGCCAGUCCUCGGGAUGCUGAGUGUCUUUGACUGGUCUGAGAUUGGCGAUAAGGAGAAGACCUGGUCGGGCCGUGAGUGGUUCGUGGUGAAGAAGGCGGAGGUCCGCAUGGCCGAGGACCAAACGCUCAUUCCGCACGUCCGCAUGGGCGUGGAGGCCCGAGAGCAAAUUGUGACGCCCAAGGGCUUGGAGGAUGCUCCGGUUACCGUGCCCACGCACCCGCUCAAGAAGUUUGCAGAGGCCUUCACUCGCAACUUCGACCUCAUCGCAGAGCGCAAGAGUGUCAUUUUCCACCUGCGCGAGCUGGCCAAGGCAUCCGUCAUGGCCAAGUACCUGGUGGAUUCCAAGGCACGCAUUGACCCAUCCUGGUAUCGUUUGGCAGACGAGAUCGUGAAGGGUGCCCCGCCGGAGCCCCACAUGGAGAUCCCUCAGCUGUGGAACAUGCGCGGCAACUCCCGGAUCAAGCUCAAGAACGGACGCCUCAUCGACAUGGUCACAGGUGGCCAGAGCAAGCUCCAGGCCAUUUAUGGCGGUGUCGAGUUUGGCCUGGACCGUUUCGAGCUUGCUCAGCGGCAUGCGCUGCAGGGCCAGCCGACCGGAAUGCAGCUGGGCCAGUCAGGACGGCCGAUGUUCAUGCCGCAGCGCUUCCAGCUGGGCCAGCGCGAGAUGCCGCAAGGUGUGGACCUCAACUUGGACAAGUUCUCCCUCUCGACCGAGGAGCGCUUCCGGGGUCGUCUUCCACCCUGCAGCGGCGAUGCCAAGUCCCUGGAAGGCCGCACCACGCUGGGCAAGGCCUUCCUCAGCAGCCUGCGUCAGAAGUCCUGGUCCGGAAUGAAGAUGGACGACCAGAAGCUGCUGCUGAACAUCUUCGACGUUCCUCAGUGUGACCGAACGGAGGAGGGCGACGCUUUCACGCCGCCGGAUCCCAACCUUGAGUACAUCGUGAAGGUACGAAGCCUCGUGGGCGAGGAGCGUAGCAUCCGUGAUCGGCGCAGGGUUCGCUUUGCGGACAAGAACUUCGUGAUGGCAAAUCCUGGAUCGGAGUUCCCGAGAUCUUGGACCUCCCGCUUCCAGGUUGAGCUUGAGGGGCGAAUCUCCUACACGGCGCCCACGAAGUUUGGCUUGGUGAAGUUGGAUGUUGACGAGGCAUUCAAGCGCAGCAUGCUCGAGGAUGUGAUUCCCAAAGCCGCGCCGGAGUUCCAUCAAGUCACGGAAGACGGAGUCGCCUUCCGAAUCUACAAGCUUGGCAGCCUGGAGGUCCGCACCAUCCAGGAGGUCGAUGAGGCCGAGAUGGUUCAUGUGGUGUUCUCCUCCCGCGCGGUAUCCUGGGAGACGAAAAGCUCCAAACCGCAGGAUCAGCUCGGAAAGGAGAAGCUGAGCCGAUGCCGAGUGUAUGUGGAGGCCAUGGAGCACGAGGCCUGCAACAACUACUACAUCGUGCUGGACACGAACGAGAAGAGUGUUGUUGUGACGGAGCGCAUGUCCGAUGGAUCCUUGUGCUGGCUGCAGAAUCCUCACAACCUGGAAGAUCGCAACUCCUUGGCCAAGUUGCUCUUCACCGCAGAUUGCAAGGAGGGCCUGCGCAUGAGUGACGUCAAGCAGCACUUUGAGGCUCUUCCACGAGACACGGACGGCGAGCAUCGCAAGCGCUAUGCCAAGGCGCUUUACGUGUACACCACUGGUCGAAGCUUGAAGGGCAAGUGGGGAGGCAGUGCCCGCCGCUACACGGCACCACCGAUGCGUGGCCUCGGUGUUCAGGCACUCGGGCGCAGCUCGGAGUUCAUGAACGUGAUGUGGCUCGCCAGGAACUCUGGGAUGCGAGGGCUGUGA
Messenger RNA from Symbiodinium natans, 3024 nucleotides. NCBI's taxonomy places the organism in Eukaryota, Dinophyceae, Suessiales, Symbiodiniaceae. The record is from the annotation of a GenBank genome assembly.